AUGUUUCGUGCAGUAUUCCUUCUCACUCUCCUGGCUUGUGCCUUAGCCGACUCUGAUAACGGAUGUUAUGGAGGUGACUGUUACACUACUUAUGGGGGAUGCACUGGCCAUGGUUGCAAUUACGGAAUCACCCAUCGUGGAAUCGGAGGCGUAAGCAGUACUAUGAUUUCAACAGGUGGUGGUCCUGGAAGCUUUUUAUUCGGAUUUGGAGGACCAACAUCUGCCGCAUCUGGAUCAGCAGCGGCUGGACCAGGUGGGGCUGCCUCAGCAAGUUCUUUCGCUGCCGGUGGAAUUUUCGGUGGAUCUGCUGCAUCUUCUGCUGCUGCCACCGGAGGAAACGGUUUCUUUUCUGGAGCCCCGAACUAUUUUGGCGACGAUUUCGGUAUCAAUGGAUUUCAAAGCUUCCAAAACUUCGGAAGCGGAGGUAGUGCCACAGCUAGUGCUGCAGCUGCUGGUGGAUCAGCUGCUGCAGCUGCUUCCGCGGCAGCUGGUAACGCAGCAGCAGCCGCUGCAGCUGGUAGAGCAGCCUCUGCAGCUUCUGCAACCUCA
Molecule: messenger RNA, 549 nt
Organism: Ostrea edulis (European flat oyster)
Lineage: Eukaryota; Metazoa; Mollusca; Bivalvia; Ostreida; Ostreidae
Product: circumsporozoite protein-like
Exons: 1
Source: RefSeq, a predicted model, not a curated record